Messenger RNA from Scleropages formosus (Asian bonytongue), 2387 nucleotides. Its product is annotated as SITS-binding protein. Lineage: Eukaryota; Metazoa; Chordata; Actinopteri; Osteoglossiformes; Osteoglossidae. The transcript is spliced from 11 exons. The record is from RefSeq and is a predicted model, not a curated record. The coding region runs from base 76 to 2178 and encodes 700 amino acids.
GGCAGGCAAGUACGCGCCGAGCCGAGGAGCCGCUCGUGUCCAUCGGCGAAGGGAAGGGCGCGCGCUGCGCGAUCAAUGCCGCUAGAAGUGCGUCGCAAGUUGAAGUUCGAUGCCAACAUGUGGAACCCCAGCCCCAUCCCAGAAGUGACAUGGGACACGGGACUGAAGGAGAUGAACGAGACGUGGAAGGGCGCGAUCGCGUGCCUCGGCGUGGCCGUCUUCUUCGUCAUGACCAUCGGGAUCAUUUACUGGCAGGUGGUGGAUCAGCCCAACAAGAACUGGAUCCUCAAGGGGACCUUCAGCGGCGUCAUCUGGGAGAGACGGAGCCACGCGCUGCUCAUCCACACCCUGAGCGAGGACAAGAGCUUCGUGGAGAUCGACGUGGGCGACCUGGGCGCCCCCGACGUGGACGCGCCUUUCGUGCGCAACCUCUGCUGGUCCAACAGGACCGAGUUCUGCUACACGUGGGACGCUGUGGCCGAGCUCAAGAUCUCCGUGGAGGAGGCUGCCGAGGAGAGCGAGUGCUACCGCGUGAGCUGGACCCCCCUGCGCUGCCAGGUGGAGCUGCAGGAUUGCUUCUCCAUGGCCAACGUGUCGUGGUACGGGGGCGCGGCGUUCCGCACGCAGACAUGGCCCAUAAACGCGGCCAACGCCACCAUGCAGCCGUUCGCCGUGAGCAACCUGAGGGAGCAGCCGGCGGGCUACGGCUCCGUGCUGGAGCGCUACUUCCUGGGCUCCUCAGGUGUGGCUGUGUUGGUGGACCCGGAAGUGCCCCUUCACGUUGGGUUUGACAGCCGGCGGCAGUUCUGCCUGCGGACCCCUCCGAGCGCGGAGCAGCUACCGCUGCAGUACACGGUGUGUGUGGGCCACAAUGCCAAGUCUGUCCACCAGGAGGUGGGGCGACAGCUCUCAACCCACAAACGUGUGCUGCCCAACUUGGACAUACUGCGGUUGCCCUUCUGGAAGCUGCCUGUGAACGUGGACUCUGGAGCGAAGCUGGAGAGAGAGUUGAGGACCUUCUGGAAUCGCCUGAAGAGACACCACCUGGGGGAGGGCAUCAUCGCGCUCAACGAACAUUCCACAUCCUUACUUGCGGACACGGACCACGAAUCGCUCUACGGCAAGAAGAAAGCGAAGCGCCAGACCAGGGAUCUCUCCCUCGUAAAGCUUCUGAACAUUUCCGUCACGCUGUCGCCCUUCCUGAGCGUGAGCUCCCGCCUGUUCCACGCGUCUCUGCAGGAGGGCACCGAGGCGUACUGGCUGAGCCUUCCUGCCGCCCCGCGUGGUCGUCCGAUUCCCCAGUUGACGCAGUGGAAAGGAAAGUUGUGUGUGAAGCUCAACAUCAGCAACCCAGCAGCAGUCAGCUGGUUCCUGGACCGCGUUGGCGGGCUGCACGCCCGGCUGGCCAUGGAGUAUGUCAUCUUGGAGGGUGGGGAAGGAAGCCCUUUGGCGGAACCGGCCCUGCAUCCGCGGAAAGCGUUGUUGAGUGACGGGUACAUCCCCCUUUGGGCGGGCGUGGCGGCGAGCGUAGGCGACACCGCCAUCGUGACCUCGGGUACGAGGUCGAGCCAUGUUCCGCUGUUUAUCCGGAUGAACCCACUGCAGGAUGACUGGAGUUACUCGGGUCUGAAGGGCAUUAUUCCGUCCGUGCUGCACCACAGUCUCCUUGGAUACAACUUCUUCAUCCCCGACGCAGUAGGAGGCUCCCUGUCGGGCGAGUCCGUCGCCGAUCCAGAGCUUUUCAUUCGCUGGCUGGAAAUUGUCUCCUUCCUCCCUGUUAUGGCUUUUCAGAGUCCACCUUGGCUGUGUGGUGAUGAUAAGGUGGUGGACCUCACUAGGGCUUACCUUUCCCUACAUCGGGAGUUCAUCGUCCCGCUCGUAGCGAAAUAUGCCGAGGAGUGGCGGGCCACCCGGAGCCCCAUAUACCGGCCGCUCUGGUGGAUCGGUCCCGAAGACCCGAUCACGUUCACCGUCGAGGACGAGUUUCUGAUUGGUGAAGAGGUCCUGGUGGCGCCGGUGACGGAGAAGGGCGCCGUACACAGAGACAUUUACCUGCCGGGAAGCGGUUUAAAGUGGCAAGACAGGAGUAACGGUCAGGUGUUUGACGGCGGGACGUUUCUAGAAAACUACGCCGUGGGCGUGGAAGAUGUGGCCGUGUUCGUGCAGAGGCGCUCCUGAGCCGCCUUUCCUUCCACCGCACGUUCCCCCCCUCCCCCCCCCCGGGCUACUCCGGUUGCACUUUCUGCCAAGACCACUGACCGUGUUCCAAGACACAACCCUGAGUUUAGCUGUACAAGAUAUUUUUAUACUUGCACUUUACAAAUUCAACAUUAUUUGUGUAAUCUAUUUUUUUUUUUUUAAACUUUUUGAUCUGUUUCAACACUCUG